This is a messenger RNA of Mauremys mutica (yellowpond turtle), 3889 nucleotides long. RefSeq names its product MYCL proto-oncogene, bHLH transcription factor (gene MYCL). NCBI's taxonomy places the organism in Eukaryota, Metazoa, Chordata, Testudines, Geoemydidae. Bases 149 to 1216 code for a protein of 355 amino acids. Gene Ontology annotation, biological process: regulation of transcription by RNA polymerase II. The record is from RefSeq and is a predicted model, not a curated record. The transcript has 3 exons. Gene Ontology annotation, molecular function: RNA polymerase II cis-regulatory region sequence-specific DNA binding; DNA-binding transcription factor activity, RNA polymerase II-specific; protein dimerization activity.
UAUAAGGCGGUGGGGGAACAAUGCACCCGAGUCUCAACUCGGUUGCUGCGAUCGUGGGAAGCGGCCCCGGGGGUGCAGGCUGCAGCCAGAGCGAGCCGCCCGCUUGGCGCAAGAGCAGGACGCGGGGGAAAGGCGGCCCCCUCCAGAGAUGGAGUUCGACUCUUACCAGCAUUACUUCUAUGACCAUGACUCCGAGGAGGAUUUCUACCGAUCCACCGCCCCCAGCGAAGACAUCUGGAAGAAAUUCGAGCUGGUGCCCACUCCCCCCAUGUCGCCCCUGUGCAGCGCGGGGGCGAAAGCCUGUUGCCCCGGGGCAGGGGAAAGGUCCGACUGGCUCUCCCACUGCUGCCUGGCCGGGGAGGAGCCGGAGUAUCUGAUCGACACCGGGGAGAUCUUCGGGAACCUGAGCGCCUUCGUUCUCCAGGACUGCAUGUGGAGCGGCUUCUCCGCCCGGGAGAGGCUGGAGAAAGCGAUGACCGAGAAACUCUCCACGGGCACGCAAAGGGUUAAUCCGCACAAGCCCUCCUUUGCCCAGGACUUCGGGUUCAACAACUCGGUGAGCGAGUGCGUGGAUCCUGCUGCCGUCUUCCCCUGCCCCCUGGCUGAGAACAAACACCCCCCUGCCUCCGGGCCCGAGCGGCAAUGCGAUUCUGAGGGUGAAGAGAUUGAUGUGGUGACAGUGGAGAAGAGACAAUCGCUCAGCGUGAGGAAGCCGGUCACCAUCACCGUGCGAGCAGACCCCCUGGACCCCUGCAUGAAACACUUCCACAUCUCCAUCCAUCAGCAACAGCACAACUACGCUGCCCGCUCUCCACCAGACCCCUGCUCCCAGGAGGAGGCCUCAGAGAAGGAGAUCAAGGAGGAGCCCCUGAGCAGCCCAGAGCAAGCCACAGAGAGCUCAUCGCCCGAGCCUUGCCUGCUGAAACCCGGGAGCGCCCCAAGCUCAGAUAGCGAGGACAUGGCCAAGAGGAAAAACCACAACUACUUAGAACGCAAGCGGCGAAAUGAUCUCCGCUCACGCUUCCUGGCACUGAGGGAUCAGGUCCCCGGUCUGGCUAACUGUCCCAAAACCCCCAAAGUGGUGAUCCUGAGCAAAGCUUCGGAGUACCUGCAGUCGCUAGUUAAUGCAGAGAGGAGGAUGGCUGCAGAGAAGAGGCAGCUGAAGUUGAGACAGCAUCAGCUGCUGAAACGAAUCGCCCAUCUCAAGGGACGUUAGCUACCAAAAACUUGACACCUUUCCAAUAUUGAUUUGCACAUUUUUGGUUAUUGUGAACCCUCCAAACUACAGAUCCCAGAAUGCACUGCAGCCAGCGCACACAAAUAUGGCUUGCAUUCUAGGAAAUUUAAACUGUGUGCGGGGGGGUGGGUUCUUUGUCUCCCUUAUUCACGUCUGGUCUCGGGUUCCUUCUUUAACAGAGCAGGGAGUUGCCAACUGUGGGCUGAGUUAACUCUUAUCCUUUGGGGACGCUGGUAGGUUGGCACCGGAAUAAUGUAGACACUGGAUUUUGCAAGACACUUGGGCUGAAAUUGUCAAACGUGACCGUUGAGUUCUGGGUGUCUCAUUUUGAGGGUGUCCAACUUGAAGCACCUGCGUCCUGACUGCCAGAGCUGCUGAGCACCUGAACAGAGAUGUGGAACAACGCCGGCUGAGGCCCACAGGAGCUGCCUCAGUGCCUCUGAACUUCAGGCUUCAGGUGCCUGAAAUUGGGCACUUACAAAUUGAGGCCCUUUUCCAAACUAGGGGCCUGAGUGGACAACCCAAACCUAGAGAUGGCAGGAUCCUCAGUCAGACAGAGAGGACCUGUCACUGAAUCCAGCUAUUCUGUGGAUUUACUUUCAUACACACACAGUUUUAGGUGGAUUGUUAACAUGGCUGGUGCUGCCAUGGACCUAUUAAGUUUGACCCAACUUCUGUCGUUCCACCCAACCCCAGCACUGCUUCCCCUGGUGUGGUGCUCUUCCACCGUCCCUUCCCUGACCCAUCCUCGGGGUUCGUACUGGCCCGCCUCCCCAACCACCACCCUUCACAACAUCCCCCAUCCUAUUCUGCAGCAGGGGGGACUGAGCCCAUGUACCCAACACAUCCCCUCCAGAAGAAGUCCAUUGAAUUCCUAAGUGGCUCCUGCUCCACUGCAACUGAGUCGAGAGAAUCUAGGCCAGGGUGUUCAGAUCCAGAAUACAAGGGGGUUGCAAUCUGGUGGUCCAGUUUGGGUCCAUCUCUCUAGAAGCAGUGACAGCUGGGGAACGCCUAGAAAUGCGUUGGGAGAGCUUUUCUCUAGGGGCCAGGGCUGCUGUUAAAGAUCCUUUUUCUCCCAGGGGUGGGAUGAUGCCUGGAUAAACUCCUAUCCCUGGAGAAGAACCGAGACUGACAUGGACUGUACCUCACUUUCUUACCACUUUACACAGUAGCUUGUCUUGAGGGUUGUGUUCUAGAAACUGCUGCUGUAACUGCCUGAGUCUUAUACUGGAGGACCCUUUUUUUAAUACUGUAUUUUUGUACAACUUUUUUGAAGAGUAUUGUUAAAGAUUUGUCUUUUUGUAAACCUUUUUGGGGGGAGUGUGUGCAUUGUCCCUGCUGCAGCGUGGAGAGUAUGUGUUGGGGGGGGAAAUGCCUUUCUAGGAGAGUCCAGGUCCUAUGUUCUGAUUUACUGUUGGGAAUUAAGUGGGAGAUUCUGGGGUGGGGGAUGUUAUCUGGGGCCCAGUUCCUCAAGCAGUAUAAUGGGCUAUUGAAUGGGGUUUUCCCCUCUCUCUCAGAGGAUGAGGGUGAAAAUUACUCUGUGUGGCUGACUUCCCGUAUUCCUCAAAAGCAGACUCCUAAGAGCGAUGCUGCUUCAGAUCCCAGGUGUAGCCCAGGACUGAUGACAAGGGCUGAUCGAAUUGUUGCCUGGAGCUACUUUGUCUUUACUAGGUGGGUAGAAGCCACCUCUUAGAAGGGAUCUGUUCAGGACUCAGCCUCUGUUUGCUGACCUGCAGCGACCCUCCCUGAAUUGCGUUUGUUCAGCUGGCCAAGUGUCUUCUCUCACCUCCUCACAAAUCUCCCUCUUCUGUGAAUACUAACCAGUUGAUGCAGGGGAUGUGGGGAGGGGAGUAGGACCGGUGGCCUUCAUCUCCCUUGGCACUGAUGGGGCUGACCCUCGACUUUGCAGCAGAGACACACAGAGCAGCCGGUGAGCUGUCUGCCUCCUAACUGACCUAUUGAGAAACUUUAGAGUUAACACUGUGGUCGGAUUUAGCACUUUCUUCAUUACCUCACACUUCAUAAAUAAAUAAGUUACAAAGACAGACUGGGUUGGCUUUUUCCAUAGAGUUGUUCCCUGGGUGCCUGUUUCCAGGGGGGUAACUGCCAUUGCAGCUGCCCUAACUAACUAACUUGUCCAGCUUUGAGUCUUUGUGGGGGCCCUGGAGAAGGGUGCAGUGGCAUCGCUAUUGCAUGAGCGGUUAAGAUGAGCCAUAAACUAUGCACAAAGCUAAGGAGGGCUGCUGGGUCAAUAGGACUUUCACCUACAGCCCUUCCCUCUGCUGUUGGAGAAGGGCCACCAUAUCUCACUCGCAAAGCUUUGCCUUUAUAGGAAGGGUCGUGUGCUGUCUUCUGGCCAUUUGGCCAUAUCCCUGAACGGCAGGAUCAAAACAUCAGCACAGGCACUGUUACUGUGCCUGAGCUAUCCCAGGCAAGUAACAGUCACUGAGCACGGUUAUAGGACAGAUGUGUGUCUAGAGAAUUAUCACAGCUGUUAGAUCCCCAAAUGCCCCUGGGGAAGGCUUGGAUGAUGGCUUGGGGGAGGGGGGGUGCAGAAAUGAGAGUGCAAGAUAUUUAGAACCAAACAGUAGGAUAUUUUCCUUUAAGCAGCACAUAAGCUCCUGCGAGCAAGACUAGUCCCUUUGUGUAGGC